UCAAUCCCUGUUCCAGCUAUUACUUCCGGGUGAUGUUUACCGCAACAGAGUUGGACGACGACAGAGGAUAGUAAACUACGCAUUACUGGAGCACUACGGGGCGAGCUAGCAGCAGCAUAGCAUUGAGCUAAGCUACAUAUCGGGUGGACUUCCUCUCCUCUCGACCAUUUCUACAGCGAGAAGACUGUAGUGGAAGGUAAACCACCUCGACAUCGAGCGCCCAAGCUCGCAAUGCCCGGUUCCACGGCCAGCAGCAAAGCUCGGGUGUACACCGAUGUCAACACUCAGAAGAGCAGGGAAUACUGGGAUUACGAUGCACAUGUGCCAAGUUGGAGCAAUCAAGACAAUUAUCAGCUGGUGCGCAAAUUGGGUCGAGGGAAGUACAGUGAAGUUUUUGAGGCCAUCAAUGUGAGCAACAAUGAAAAAGUUGUAGUCAAAAUCCUCAAGCCUGUCAAGAAAAAGAAGAUUAAACGUGAAAUCAAAAUCCUUGAAAAUUUGCGUGGGGGAACCAACAUCAUUCGCCUGGUGGAUACAGUCAAGGAUCCUGUGUCCCGAACGCCAGCGCUUGUGUUUGAGUUCAUCAAUAACACAGACUUUAAGGAGCUUUACCAGAAGUUGACAGACUUUGACAUCCGUUUCUACAUGUACGAACUUCUCAAGGCACUGGACUACUGCCACAGUAUGGGCAUCAUGCACAGGGACGUAAAGCCCCACAACGUGAUGAUCGACCACCAGCUGAGGAAGCUGCGUCUUAUAGACUGGGGACUGGCAGAGUUCUACCAUCCUGCUCAGGAAUACAACGUCAGGGUGGCGUCACGCUAUUUUAAAGGGCCCGAGCUGCUAGUGGACUAUCAGAUGUAUGACUAUAGUUUGGAUAUGUGGAGUCUAGGCUGUAUGCUGGCAAGCAUGAUCUUCUUGAAAGAACCUUUCUUUCAUGGCCAGGACAACUACGAUCAGCUGGUCCGCAUUGCCAAGGUGCUGGGGACAGAUGAGCUCUUUGGUUACUUGCACAAGUAUCACAUAGAACUUGACACGCGCUUCAAAGACCUGCUUGGCCAGCAGACAAAGAAGCGCUGGGAGCAGUUUGUCCAGACGGAGAACCAGCACCUGGUGAGCCCAGAGGCUCUGGACCUGCUGGACAAGCUGCUGCGCUACGACCACCAGCAGAGGCUGACCGCCGCAGAGGCCAUGCAGCACCCCUACUUCUAUCCAGUGCUGAAGGAACAAGCAAAUGCUAAUACGGACGGCACAAAGGCAAUAAGUGGCUCGAAUGCGACAUGAUGAGCAGAAAGGAGAGAGAACCUUUGUUACCUCAACGUGACCUUUUUGUGGCAGAAACCUCUGCCUCCACAACAGCCAUACUGGAGCAAGAUGUCAAUUUGCAACACACACAAAACACAUGGAUAAAACUCUUAAACCCCCUGACAAAACCAGGGCAUCGAUGCUGUUUGGUCCCUGCCACAAAUGCAUCAGAUAUGCGCUUUGAGGUGCCCCCUACUCCACCCUACCCCCCCCCCCCCCCCCCCCCCCCCCCCCCCACCGCCCAAAAUACCCCUUCUCCAGUACCCAAACCCCGUUUUUAAAAUGAGCAAAGUUGUUGGACUGUUGACCGAUGUUGGUUCUGUAUCAAACCAGUGUUGUACUGUAGGCUGUGUGUGCGUGUGUGUGUGUUCGUCAUUUUGACGCUGUGGUGACCUGAGAUUGAGUUCCAGGUAUAUAGCACUGAGUGGCAUGGAGGCUCUUUUCUGCUAUGGAUAGAAUAUAUGCUAUAUUGAAAGAGAAUAAACCAUUUUUAUUUAAAUUCAAGAUGCUGCGGUUGUUGUUAAUGACUGGACUAAUCGCUUGGAAUGACUUGGAUGAACUUCAUUGUAUAUAGCUGUAGUUGCGGAGGAAUCCUUGAAAGGUAACGCUACAUUACUUGUGCUUAACCUUAAGCAUGUGUGGCACGGUUAAUACAGCUUUGACCAAAUGCUUGGGCUCUAGCUUACACAAAUGCUUGUGUAAGCUAGAUCCUGAAUACAUUUCUUAUGAAAAGAAAUUCACAAUAUUGUAGAUCUCAGGGGUCAUUUUGUUUUUCCAAAAACUGUACAUAGAUAUGUUAUGUCAGGGAAACACAUUAUUUUUUCAAUCUUUUAUUUUUAUUAAGACUAAAUGAAAAGUGUUAGGUUGUUAAUGACACCAGAUUCACAGUUUAUUUUUUGAAAGAAAUGCAUUUGGAAUACAUGGCUUCCAGAACAAACGGUGCAUCAUAUGUGCAAUACGAAUGGGCGCAUUUGUUAAGGUCGAACUGGGCUUAGUUAUGUCUUUCUAAAUUGAGGUCACCUCAAUUCGACUUUGGUGAAUACAAAUUUGUAUCUGCUUACCAAUAUAGGGUUUCCUUGUAAACAAAGCAGAAUUCUCUAGUGCAAAUAUUGGAAAUCGAUAACAGGAAUGGCUUUCACAUUUGAAAGUAAAUUUGUAUGCAAAAUUGAAUCAUUUUUAAUAAUAAGUUGGCUGAGUUUUUUUUCUUAGUCAUGUGCCAACGCAUACAAACUAGAAGACUGAACACCUCUAGGCCCACGCCACCAAAACAAAUGCAUUGACAUACAAUAAUGUAUAAUAAAUGAUAAACACUUCAAAAAAGCCGCCUUCUAAUACAAAUACUGGCUACAGCAGAUGAGUUUUACACCCAUCAAAGGCACGCCCACCGCACCCUGCGUUCCUCUCCCUGUGUAUCAGGGCACAGGCAAGAAUGAGGCUGAAACGCACAUAGGACGAAUGAGGCUAAGCUAUGGUGAUUAGCCGCCUAGCGCUGCAAGUGGUAUUAGGCUAGAGUUCAUUUAAGAAGCCUUCGUGGCUCGGAGACAAACAAGUUUGGUUGCAGCGCAAGGGAAGCCUGAACGGGUGCAUCACAAUACAGUAGCAUCGAUACGAAAGACCACCAAGGACCCUUAGAAGACCUGAUCAUGGUAUUGGUAACUCUCAAAGCUUUAAGAAAAUAAGCCCAGGGAUAGUUUUCUAAGACACUGAGUCCACUGGCACUUCUUGUUUUAGAGAUUCUGGGUCUCAGUUGACCACCUGAAACUGAUGGAUCCUUGGUGCCCUUUUUUGCAAAUUCAAACACCCUAAGGCAUAAAAAAACGGUUCUUGACUAAAAGGUCCGGUAUAAAGCUAAUACCAUUGACAUUCAAUCCUUUUCUUAGUAAAACACAAAUGAAUAUAAAAAAAUAAUAAUUGCAUAAAUAAUGAUAUGCUAAUGAAUGCAAAAAAAAAGAACAUUACAAGACACAAUAGUAUUAUUGUGCUGUAUAGGCGUUACAUAUAUUAAUACUGUGUGGAUGAAAAGUACAUAUAUAGUGGAAGAGUAUUGAGGUAAUUUCAUAGGGAGUGUCAAGGCGGGAGUGGACGGGCACUUGUAAAAUACUUAUAUGCAAAAAGGAAAAGGGAGACACUGACAUGCAUAAGACACAUGAUAAUCAUUUGAAAUGUAGAUAGAGGUGAUUUGUGUAUAUGCCCCGUGGUUCGUACAAUUCAAGUUUUUUUUUUUUUUCUUUUUCAAGGCGCCCAUACAAGCAUUGGUUAAAUACGAUAACGAUAUUUCCGUUGGAUAUCAAAAUCUACUCCCAAUACAAUUGGAUACCUUCCUUUUAAAAAAAACAAAACAGACCUUUGUACGGCUGC
Messenger RNA from Gadus chalcogrammus (walleye pollock), 3660 nucleotides. Its product is annotated as casein kinase II subunit alpha'-like. The record is from RefSeq and is a predicted model, not a curated record. Gene Ontology annotation, molecular function: ATP binding; protein serine/threonine kinase activity. Gene Ontology annotation, cellular component: protein kinase CK2 complex; nucleus; cytosol. NCBI's taxonomy places the organism in Eukaryota, Metazoa, Chordata, Actinopteri, Gadiformes, Gadidae. Bases 232 to 1281 code for a protein of 349 amino acids. The transcript is spliced from 14 exons. Gene Ontology annotation, biological process: protein phosphorylation; regulation of chromosome separation.